Messenger RNA from Cyprinodon tularosa, 985 nucleotides. RefSeq names its product peptide deformylase, mitochondrial (gene pdf). NCBI's taxonomy places the organism in Eukaryota, Metazoa, Chordata, Actinopteri, Cyprinodontiformes, Cyprinodontidae. Gene Ontology annotation, biological process: N-terminal protein amino acid modification; peptidyl-methionine modification. Gene Ontology annotation, molecular function: peptide deformylase activity. Bases 123 to 881 code for a protein of 252 amino acids. The record is from RefSeq and is a predicted model, not a curated record. Gene Ontology annotation, cellular component: mitochondrion. The transcript is spliced from 3 exons.
GACCCGGAAGUGAUGGUUGGGAGCUUGCCCUAGCGGUCCCAGCUUCUCGAGUUAUUCUUAAUCAGUCCAGCUUGUCCCUGCAUCUUUGGACCUAAAGCCUCACUGCCUGCUUCGGCUGCAACAUGACCACCAAGCCAUGUGUGUCCCUGCUCCUGCUCCCCUGGACCAGAAUCAGGUUCUGUGCAUCCAGAGCCCCCUGCUGCACAUCCAGAACAUUGCUCCAAACAACUGCUGCCCCUCACCUCUCAGUUUUCAAACGCUCUUUGUCUACCAACAUCAAAGUGCGCUCCUACCUUCAGUACGUCAAACGUAAGAUCAAGUCCCCCCCAACCCCCCCUUACAACCAUGUGUGCCAAGUAGGAGACCCCGUCCUGCGCUCUCAUGCCGCUGCAGUCGACCCUGCAACCAUAACGGGCCCAGAGAUCCAGAAGGUGAUUGGAACCAUGGUAAAAGUGAUGAGGAAGCUAGAGUGCGUGGGGCUGAGCGCCCCUCAGAUUGGGGUACCACUCCGUAUCCUGAUGAUGGAGUAUUCAUGGAAGCUGUUUGAGGAGGUUUCUCCUGCAGCCAGGGAGGCCCGCGGACUGUCUGUGCAGCCCCUCAGGAUCUUUGUGAACCCUGAGCUCCGGGUUCUGGACAGUCGAACAGUGCUGUUUCAGGAGGCCUGUGAGAGCAUCUCUGGUUUUUCUGCCACGGUGCCCCGAUACCGAUCGGUGGAGGUGUCUGGUCUCAAUGAACGUGGUGAGGCGGUCACAUGGCAGGCCAGUGGCUGGUCGGCUCGGGUCCUUCAGCACGAGAUGGACCACCUGGACGGGGUCCUUUACAUAGACCGCAUGGACACCAAGACCUUCAUCAACAUCAGCUGGCAGGAGCUUAAUGAAUGACAGACUUUAAUCCUUUAAUGAGAGACUUUAAUCCCUGUAUGAUGGACCAAACAGGUCAUAUGUGAAUAUAUAAUAAAAUGAGUUUGAUGAAUCUUACGUCUAAA